UCGCGCGCUCCGAUGGCCGUUAGCUCGCGGCUGCCCGCCCCUCCCGCGCGUGGCCUCCUCCGCCGCUCGCCGCCGCCGCGUAUCCUCCCCGUGGAGCGCGCUCCGAGGCGCCUCGCCUCUGGGGCCCGCGCCGUCUCCGGGAGCCCUGGACCAAGCGGAUCGCCCGUGCCCAGGCGGACGCCGGCGCCUCUAGACGCCGCGGCCGUCGCGCCGCCCUCCUCCAAGGCGUCCUCGGCCGCCUCCGCCAUCGAUUUCCUCACUCUCUGCCAUAGCCUCAAGACCACUAAAAGGAAAGGGUGGAUAAACCAUAGCAUAAAGGGUCCCGAAUCUAUUGCUGAUCACAUGUAUCGGAUGGCUCUGAUGGCUUUGAUCGCCGACGACCUACCUGCUGUAAAUCGAGAAAGGUGUAUCAAAAUAGCUAUCGUUCAUGACAUUGCUGAAGCUAUUGUUGGUGACAUCACUCCAUCUGAUGGCAUACCUAAAGCGGAAAAGAGCAGGCGUGAACAGGAAGCUCUAGAUGAAAUGUGUGAAGUUCUUGGCGGUGGACCAACAGCUGAGGAGAUUAAGGAGCUGUGGGAAGAGUACGAAAACAAUUCUUCUGUUGAAGCCAAUAUCGUAAAGGAUUUUGAUAAAGUGGAAAUGAUCCUUCAAGCAUUGGAAUAUGAGAAAGAGCAUGGCAAAGUGCUAGAUGAGUUCUUCCUCUCUACCGCUGGCAAGUUCCAGACAGAGAUUGGCAAGAGCUGGGCUGCCGAAGUGAAUGCAAGGAGAACCAAGACAUGCGGACAGUAGGAGUGCUUGCUAUCUGUUGCUUUAUACAGCUACAGAAAUGUGCAUGACGGGGCAGGUGUGGUUAAUCACAGACUCCAGAUUCAAGCCAACAUCAAGGCAAUCUUAAUCGAUUGCCACGGUUACCGAUCGUUGGUUGGGAAUAACGGAACGGCAUUGACAAAAUAUCAGGAUCCAAGUUUGGUUAGAGCUCAGCGAGUUGAAUUUGCACUAACUAGUAGUGUGUACUGAGCAUACUGUUAUGUGUACUGUUGGUUAGGGGUCCAGGGAAUACAUUGUUUUUUGUUGAAUCGGGAAAUAAAAAAGCUUGAGGCUGUUGCUCCCUUCGUUUCAA
Messenger RNA from Lolium rigidum, 1120 nucleotides. RefSeq names its product 5'-deoxynucleotidase HDDC2-like. Gene Ontology annotation, cellular component: cytoplasm. Gene Ontology annotation, molecular function: 5'-deoxynucleotidase activity. The record is from RefSeq and is a predicted model, not a curated record. NCBI's taxonomy places the organism in Eukaryota, Viridiplantae, Streptophyta, Magnoliopsida, Poales, Poaceae.